Stylonychia lemnae is the source of this 4713-nucleotide messenger RNA. Lineage: Eukaryota; Ciliophora; Spirotrichea; Sporadotrichida; Oxytrichidae. The record is from the annotation of a GenBank genome assembly.
AUGAAUAGAGAGUUAUAAAAUGCAAAGAAGACCAUUCAGCAAAGAGAUUAAGAACUCUCAUAAAUGGCAAAAAUCAAAGCCUCGAAGAAAGAGUAUGAGCAGCUAGUAAUCAAAGCCAGUUAGGAGAUUAAAAGAAAAGAGGAGGAAUGUGAAGAGAAAAAUAUAGUAAUAGCUAAAGCAUAGGAGGUUAUUAUCAAAAUUACAGAGGAAUUGGAGACAAUGAUUAAGAACAAUGAAAAUGAUAGAGUUCGACUUUAGGAGCAACAUGAAAAGGAAGUAAUGGACUUAAAGCAUUAGUUAAACGAAUUAUAAACUCAAAAAAUCAAUGUAGAGAUCAACUUGGAGCAGAUAACACAGGAAUCCAGUGAGUCAAAGAAAAGCAAUGAAGAAAAGAUCCUGGAAAUAUAGAAAAAAGCUGAUGAAAUUAUUUCAUUUUACAAGGGGGAACUUCAAAAGCUCAAGCAGAUUAAUGAAUUGUAAUUGUAAUAGCAGUAAAAAUAGUCAAUGCUAUAAAAAUCUAAAUCUCAAGAUAGGUUGAGACUUAAUGAUGAUAAUGCAAGAUAGAAUAGACUUGGAUAAACAUUGCCAAAUAAAAGAAAUGAUUUUAAGCAAAGUCCACCCAGAAUAUCAACUAAGUUACAAAAUCCUACUGAUCUAUAGAUUCAAUUGCAUGCCACUUUAAAACAUAAUGUUUAGACUAUUUCGUUAAUAGAACAGAGUUAACUACUUUGUUUAAAUCUAGAUGAAACCUGUAAUUUGAAAGAUGCUUGUAAUAACAUAGUCCUAGAAGCCUAUCUUAAUGCAAUAGAUGAGAUUAAAUUCUUGAAAGAAGAAAUGCAACUAUUUAUAAAGGAUCAUGAGAAUAAAAUACUAAUAUAGUCAGAUUAAUCUUAAGAACUCGCUAGAGAUUACACUGAGAGAAUAGAAAUGUCAAUGAAUAGGGAAUAGAAUCUAAAGAAACUUAUUGAUAAAAAAGAUACCUAAAUUUAGUCGCUAAGUCAUUUAAUAAAAUCUCUAAAUUAAGCAUUAAAAGAUCAAAAGUAAUAUUCAGAGAAUUUCAUUUGCCAAGUGUACUCAAAACAAGAGAUUUAUGCAAAAAUGGAGUAGGAACUUCUCAGCUACAUAGAAACUCUUAAAUCUGUAAUUCAAUAGCAUGUGAUUGAAAUCAAAUAACUCUAAGGCACCUUAAGUUAGUAAAAAUAGACUGCUACUAUCGAAUAUGAAGAGCAAAGUACCUAAAUAGAGAAGAUAAUGACUGCCCUUAAUGAGGAAAGAUUGAAGAAUGAUACAUUGGAACAAGAAAAUGAAAAACUAUAUAAAUAAGUUGAAGAAGAAAUAUAAUAAAGAUCUUUCAUCCAAUAUUCAUUGGAUAAAACCUGUGAGAAUAUCAAAGAAAUAUGGUAAGAUGAAUGUGAAGCAUUUAUCAAAACUGAACAGAUAGUGCAUAUUUAAGCUGAAGAGAAUGUUGAAGAAAUGCUUAGAGAUAUUAAGGAGCAGCUUAUGGUUCAGAAGUAAAUGAAUGAUCUCCAAAAAGAAGAAUGCUAUCAACUUCUCUAGCAGAUUAAUGAGUAUAGUGAAAUCACGAAUCAACUGAAUACAUCUGGCUAGUUUAAUACUCUAAAUAUGUCAUAAACUUAGCCUAAUUAGCUCUUAUUUGAAGGAACUUAAAACAGCAUUAUUAAUCCAUCACUUCAAUCAAUAGAGUAGUAUCAUAAAUAAGCUUAAACUCUAAACUAUAAAUAUGGAAGCAGUAAGUUGAUGCAAACUUUACCUCUCAAAGGAGUUGUAGUAGGACAAAGUCAACUAUACCAAUCUAAGCGAAAUGAACUCUACAAUAUGUUGAGAGAUGAGAUUAAGAGAAUGUAAAGUGAGUUGAAUAACAGAAAGGAAUAAAUGGUUCAUAUCAAGAAGUAAUAUGAUCAAAGUGAAAAAGCAUACAGGUAAAAAUGUGAUGAAUACCAAACUCUCUACCUUGAUAACUAAGAACUUCUAAAAGUACAGUUUAAAUAUCAAAAUGAGCUAAUUGAUAUGGAAUCAGAAAAAUAGAAUAUUUUCAAAGAUUUGAAUGAAAAAGAAAACUAGCUUAACUCACUCUAGACACAAGUGGAACUGUUUACCAAAGAUUUAGAGAUCAUCUAAAAGUAAAUGGCGGACAUGAUUGACCAGAAUAAUGAAUUACUGAAGCAAAAGGAUUACUGGAGAGAUGCUGUUAAACACCUUGAGUAGAAGUUAAAUGAAUCAGAUUAAGAUAAGAUAGACAUCAGUGAACAAUUCAAUGACCAGAUUGAGUAAGUAAAGGAAAAGGUCAAUAAAUACAAAGAUAGAUGCCAUGAAAAGGAUCAAUAAAUAUAUGAUCUUCAUAUGAAACUUUAAUCUGAAGUAAACUUAAAUCAAGAAGUAGCAGAACAAUUAGAGUCUAAAUAAUAUAGCUUAAAGAAUACUUGUAUUCAAACAGACCCUGAUCCAGAUUAUCUUCAACUAAUUAUAGACAAUCAAAAUAUGUAGAAGGAGAUUGAUCAUAUCAAGAAUGAUGUGAACACUAUAUUGGAUUCUUAUGAUUUACUUAAAAAGGAUUGUAAUAGGUUGAAUGAUAUAAUAAGUGACCAGUCUGACGAGAUUAAAAGGCUUGAAACUGAAAAAGUGACUACCUAGGAAACAUUAGAUAAGGAAAGAGAGUUUUUGCAAAGAGUUAAAAAACUAGAAAAGUCUUAUAACAACAUAGUAGGUGGCACAUCACAGUAAUCUUAGUCAAGUUAUUUCGCUGGAUUCCCAGACGAUCUAAUUGACGAGAGAGAUUCUAGCAUCAUUGAUCCAACAUUUUACAGAUUAAAGGAGCAAUCAACAUUCAUGAAUGAUCCAUAUUUCAAUUAGUCUAGACAUUCAAAGAGUUUGAAUAGAGCAAAUAAUUAGAAACAAAACAGUACACAGAAUUUUAAGCUGAGUUUUAAUGAGCUAGAUAGAAAUAAAACAAUUAAGGAUAAUAGACAAUUUGUCCCUGAUUUCCAAGCAUCUUAGUAGGUUUUUAAUGUCUACUAAACUUAGGAUAUCCCAAAUUCAAGAAAUAUUUAAGAGAUGAUCAAUAGAAAGUAGAGAAAUGGAGUAGAAGAUCCUUAUCGAUCUUAGCAAAUUUUUAACUAUAAUGAUAGGUCUCAUUCAGCUAUGUCUAUGAUAAGACCAAGCACUUAAAUGGCCAACCACUCCUAUAAUAAAGAAAACAAUUUCCAUAUUUCUAAUUAGGCAAAUCACUUUGAUAGCUAAGCAUUGAAUUAUCCUAUAAAUAAUCAUACAAGAAGCACUUUAGAUCAGCAGGCAAUUAAUAAUUAGACAAAUUGUGAGUCUCAACAAAGAUAAGAGGAAGAAACAACUAGGUAUAGAAAGAAAUGCAAAAGAUUAAUGCGGCAUAUUGAUGCAAUUAUAAACUACCUACUGGUAUUUUAGAAUCAAGCUAAGGAUGAUAAGUUACAUAAACCCCCAAGAAUGAAUAAAAACUAAUCUAAAAGUCGAUUAAGCAAGUAAACAAGCAUUAAAGAAGAACCUUCUGAGGAGAUCUUAUUUUAUCAAGCUUAGACUUACUUCUAUCAUAAGAAUCAAGAUCUUUAUCAUAAGGUUUAAAGUUUGCUUAAGCAAAAUUAAAACAAUGAUAGCAUAAAUCAGUUUUCUUGGUCUCUGAUAUAAACAAGCAGAAAACUUACAAGUCUCUGUUUGGACGGAGCUGUACUUCUAAACGAUUAAAAGUUCCAGUAAUUCCUAAAAUAAUCGCAAGAAUUUUUGCAAAAAGAUUCGACUUUCAUAUCAUAAAACUUUGAAUAGCUGAAUAAUGUGAACGAUAGGAUGAUUGAAGGUAUUGCUAAAAUAGUAAGUCAUCAAAGCAACAAGAUAAUUUUGAAUUAAUAUCAAACUGUGUAGAGUGAGAGCUCAAAUAUCUCAUCCAUUUCAUACCCAGAUAUUCUAAACAUAAACAAAAAUUCAGAUUUAGGAACUCUUCAAAAAUUAAAGCAAGUAGAGUAAAGACUUCAAUUCAAUCAAGAUAUCUUAGGAUAGCUUUAGGAUUAUCUCUAACAGAGUAGUUUAUCAAGCUUAUCUAAAUCUGAUAACGAGAUGAUCUCCCCAGAAUCUAUUUGGAAACUUGUUUGCUCUAUUCAAAGAUUAGUAGGAGGUAUAAAACUUGAACUUAAUUACGAUGUUCUGACACUUGGUUAGACAACAAAGAAAAUUUAAACUGAUCUUAAUGAUAAGAAAUAAUCUAUAAAUGGAAAUUAGUACAGUGCUAUGCCGUCUUACGACUCUAAAGCUUAUAAGAAUGAAAACCUAGUUAGUAUAAUCCGAGAAAUUUAUGAUAUUGACAUGGAUAAGAUACAAUUACCUCAAAAGUACAAAUCACUGAAUUCUAACUUCAACACGCUUUAAAGCUAAUAGGCACUAAUCAAUGAAUUUGAUAGGAAAUUCAGUUAGAUUGAUGAGAAAUAAAUAGCUAGGUUUAUGGAUAGACUUAUUGUGAGAUUGAGAAAGGACACCAUUUAAAGUAACAAAAUUAAAACUAUAGAAAGUGCUAUCAAUGAAGUAGAUUCGAAUAUUAAAGAAACACUUAAUCAAAAAAGAAGAACUAGUAUUGAGCAUCAGCAUUAGAGUGUAGAUUCAGCAGCAAAUUCAGAAUAUGCUUUAUUGCUCUUACUCAAGGAAAAUCUUGAACUCAGAUAGUAAUUAAACACAUGA